Messenger RNA from Arabidopsis lyrata subsp. lyrata, 1874 nucleotides. RefSeq names its product lamin-B2. The transcript has 7 exons. Lineage: Eukaryota; Viridiplantae; Streptophyta; Magnoliopsida; Brassicales; Brassicaceae. The coding region runs from base 157 to 1467 and encodes 436 amino acids. The record is from RefSeq and is a predicted model, not a curated record.
UACUUAUCUGGUCUGGCAUCGUUUCGAAGAAACCGAGAGACAAAAAAAAAGAAUUUGGAGGAUAAGCAAAUUCAAAAAUCAUUUCUCCGAUCAAAUUCGCCGUCGGAAUUAUCUCAGAGAGAAAUUGAGCUGCGAAGUGGUGAUUUUUGUAUUUAAAUGUCGAGUAGCUCGGGAAGUUUCUCGGGAAGCAGUAGCUCGGCAUGUAGUUCCAGAAGUGAUUGCGAGAACUCGUUUGAUGUUGAAGAACUUUUGCAGAUUGGGACAACACGCAGGGAGCUAAGGAAACAAAAGGACAUGUUGAGAGAAUCGCAGCCCCAUAGUAUCGAACUAGUCAGAGUAGUCUUCUUCUCCUUCUUUAAAGUAUUUUCUCACUUCUAUUGGUUGAAUUUUCGGACAUUAAUCUUCUCUUUACCACAGAGGUUGGAACUCCACACGAAGUCAUUAUCGGAAUCUCGCUUAGAAGACACAGCACGAAUUCAGAUGAUGGAGAAAGAAUUAUUGAAUUGCUAUAAGGAAAUUGAUUACUUGCGAGAUCAACUAAUUUUCAGAAGCAAGGAAGUGAAUUAUCUCAAUGAACAUCUGCACGAUCUUGAAUUCAAAUUGGCUGAAUCAAGGAAUCUGGAAGAAGAAGUUAACUCUUUAAGAGAUGAGUUGUGUAUGUCGAAAUCCGAGCAUUUGUUGUUGUUGCAAGAACUCGAGAGCAAAGAAAUAGAGCUACAGUGUUCAUCUCUUUCCUUGGAGAAACUGGAGGAGACCAUCUCAUCCUUAACAUUAGAGUCCUUGUGCGAAAUAGAAAGCAUGAAGAUUGAUAUAACAGCGUUGGAGCAAGCACUCUUUGAUGCAAUGAAAAUCCAAGAAGAAAGCAUCCAAGAAAAACAUCAAUUAAAAGGAAUAAUCGAAGAGUCCCAGUUUCAGUCUCAAAGGGCACAAGAGAAUGUCAAGUAUAUCGAAAAGCAAAAUGAAGAGCUGAGGGAGAAAUUUAAUGCCUCUGAAAAGAGUAUCAAAGAGUUCUUUCAAAGUACUAAAGAACGGUUAGAAAGUGAAGAUGAAGAGCCUCUAACUGUAGGGUGCUUCUUUGCUGAACUGAGCCAUGUGCUUCCAAUGUCUAAUGAAGUUCGCAAUUGUUUUGAUGCAAUCAUGAAGAAACUAGAACUUUCUCAGAAUGUGAAUUUGACUGACAAAGUGGAGGGUAUGGCGAAACAGAUACAUCAGCACGAAGAUGUUGUAAAGCAACUCAAGGAAGAACUGAAACAGGAGAAACUGAAGGCGAAGGAAGAAGCAGAAGACCUUACACAAGAAAUGGCUGAAUUAAGGUAUAAGAUGACAUGUUUGCUUGAUGAGGAACGCAAUCGCCGUGUGUGCAUAGAACAAGCAUCAUUACAGAGAAUAGCCGAGCUAGAAGCACAGAUCAAGAGAGAGAUAAAAAAGCCCUCUUCCACUGAAAUGCUGCCUCUUACUGGGUUAUGAAAAAAGUCUUGAGCUUUACCCGAUUCACCUAUCUUCAUAUUUCUGAGUCUCAUCCAUGGAAUUUAUUGAAAGUGCGUGUAGCAGCUGCUCGAGUGAUUGAAAGAUGGAUUGUACGUUUGGGUGGUGAUUUGUAUACACAUCAUAUCGUAGGGUGGUCAGAAGAUCCAGAGGCUUGGAAGAGGUUUGGAGACACAAUCAAAAGAGGUUUGGGUAAAGCAUAUAGCUUUAGAGAUUGAUGUUUUCUUUCUUUUGAGUGUACAUAAUUGCUUGGAACAUAGAAAUAAAGUCGUUCCAAGGUGUUAUUGGUUUGUCUUACAAGUCUCUAAAUAUCGACUCUACAGAAAUUUGAAAAUUGAUCUAAAAAAAGAUAAUAAAUAGUUAAAUAAAAUAUCCUUCCAUUUUUCCCA